UGUGCGGGAGUCGGGACUCUGAUCACAACGGUAGUGUUUGAGGUUGAAGACCCGAUCCCUUCUCUACAUGCUUGAACCUAACCUGAUUCUGGAACCAUUGGGCGGAAGUGAAUUUUUCUCUGAACGGCCUUGCUUCCCCAGCGCGCUGUAGAUGCCACGGGAAGUUGCUGUUUGUGAACCUCGAAUUUCUCAUUCGGCGCGUGGUGGGUGCUCGUGGGUAGCCAUCACUAAGGGGCUUCUGAUGGCAGGGAUAAGUUUUGUUCAGAUCUAUGGCGAUUGGAAUGUUUGAGGAGAAAGAGUUGGAACGUAGCAGGGUCGAAUUUUUCUUCUGAAUCGUAGAGUUGGUAGCACAAAGGACGAAUUUAACUCAUUGAGCAGAUCAGGAUUUUUGUUUUCGAUAGCUUUUAGUGUCUGUGGGUGUUUCGUGUCUUCGUUUUUGCUGUUCUGGUUACUCCAAUGAUCGUCCCAGCGUCGUAUGUUUACUUCAGAAACGCUGUACAGAUGUUCAUCUGCUUUAAACCGACCUGACCAAAUAAAUUUCUAGUUGUCUUUUGUCAUUGAAAAUCUUCAAGUACCCUCUCUCUCUCAAGAUCGAUUUUCUAUUUGGUGGACAAACCCAGUUUUCUGGUUUCUGCGAAGCUUUGUUGGUAAGCAAAGGAAAAGAAAGAGGAAUCUUCGAAAGGAGCCGCCGGAUCGGCCCUUUCCUUUUUCAGCUUAAACCCGAAGCGAGAGAGGAGCAAUUCUUGGGAAGAUCGCUGUAAUGAAAAAGAACAAACAGCAACGAAGCGAAGCUUUCUUGAUUGAAGGGGAACGAACAACUGGAGUUGGUUGGAUUCGGCUACUUUUCUCGAGAUCAGUGAAAAGAGCGAUCCAGACACAGGACAGGAGGUAAUCCUCCCAAAAGGAGGACGGAAAAGGAGAAGGGAAGAAACAAGAACGCAAGCGCGACGAUGGACGACCGCAGCGGCGGUCGGAAUGACGACGUUGUGGACCAUCCGCGCAGGGAUAUGAUGGUCGAGGAGUCGUGCACACUGAUACAACGCAGCAGCAGUCCGCACUACGAAUCCAGGUCGGGAGGCGCUCUGAGUGCCUGCGUUGGUGGUGACGGCGGCUCCCUAAUCCGGCAUGCCUUCAAUCUGGAUCAACAACGAUUUGAGUCGAUGGGCGCCUUGGAGAUCUUGAGAGAAACGAUCAGGAUCCUUCGUCAGGACAGCACCCGCUUCUUGGCCAUAGCGGCGGUGCUCCUCUGCCCCGUCUCCGCCGUCAUACUCUCGCACGCAUUCGUCAGCCGAUCCCUCGUCAGGAGGCUCUCUUUGCAGCUCUUGUUGGUUGUUCAAUUAAGCGGGCUUCCCUCCGGCCUUUUCUUAAAAGAUUCUUGUCUUCGCGUGUCCGAGAUGAUCCUCUCCGCCAUCUUCUGCUCGCCGUUGUUCAUGACUCUCUCAGUCUUGGCCAAGGCAGCCAUUUUUUAUUCCGUUGCCUGCGCCUAUGCUGGAACAGAGCUCUCGAUCGCGAAGCUCGUGGCUGCCGCCGCUAAGAUUUGGAGGAGAUUGGCCUUAAUCUACUUGUGGAUCUCUUUGGUCAUUCUCACUGUCGUCGCUCUCUUCGUUGUUCUACUCACGACCGCCUGCAAUACUUUUAUGAUCUUCGGAGCACCUGCGGAUCUGAUCAAGUAUGCCGCCUUGGCUCUUACAGUUGUCUUUUUUGUGGCCUUCGCGCACACCAUCAUUAUCUGUAAUUUGGCAACGGUGGUCUCUGUCUUGGAGAAUUCCUCCGGUCCGCAAACCUUGCUUCGUUCCCUCUUCUUGAUUAAAGAGCAGAGGCAAGUUGGUCUUUUGAUAUUUCUUGGUUCGACAGCCGGCCUGGCUUUUGUGGAGGGUCUUUUUGAGUAUAGGGUGAAGACUCUGAGCUAUGGUGACGGAACCUCCAGGAUAUGGGAAGGUCCUCUGUUGGUGAUCAUGUACAGUUUUUUGCUUCUUAUAGACUCAAUGAUGAGUGCAGUUUUCUACUUCACCUGUAGGUCUUCUUGUUUGGAGACUAUGGGUGGCAUUUCCCAAGAAGCAUCCCCAAAAUUUUCUGGAUUAGCACCUGCCCAAUGAGUUUGCAGUAUCCACAUUGUAGCUCUUUUUUCCUCUGGAAUCAAAGACUGUACAACGACUCCAUGAAGCUCUUACUUAUUACCCGUUGGAGCCAUUUCAUUUUUUCCCAUCAUGAAUAAGUAAAAAGUUUCACUACCUACUCUGUCAGCUAUACGAUUCAUCGCUUCUUUCAGCAGCAAAAACAAAGAGAGCACAUCCCAAAAAUGUGCAUGAAUCAGGAGAUCGGCACACAUAUCCACAUCAGUAGAAACAUCCCUGGGAUUGUCAUUUCUUUCACUAUUCGCCUAUCUCUAUUGUGACUGCUGCAAGAUUCAUAUGAGUUUGAUUUCUAUGAGGUUGCUACUAACGCUGCCACAGUCUUGUAUGUAGAGCCUUUUGAUGGCCCUCUUAAAUCAAAGUAUGUCAUGUUGUUUCACCAGAUAUGACCAUCAUUUUUUAUGUCACUAAUUGCAUUUUAUCUACUGUAAAUUCUAAGGUUCUAGUGAGAAAUGGAAGCUAGAUUCCAUUGCUUC
This is a messenger RNA of Nymphaea colorata (pocket water lily), 2608 nucleotides long. RefSeq lists its product as uncharacterized. The record is from RefSeq and is a predicted model, not a curated record. Bases 951 to 2096 code for a protein of 381 amino acids. Lineage: Eukaryota; Viridiplantae; Streptophyta; Magnoliopsida; Nymphaeales; Nymphaeaceae. The transcript has a single exon.